UCUUUUCUACUUAAAGGCUCCUUUGACCUCGCCUUCAACGUUUCGUUACUCUGAGCAUCAAACAAACACAAAACAAAACUUCCGCAACAAGAAACAUUAACACAGCCUCGCCAAGAUGGCUGGUCCAACAUCAAGGUCAGGAGAUAGUGACACGCUCUGCUCAACCUCCACAGAGAUGACCCUCCUACCACCACCAACCUACUCCUCCUCCGACCCAACAUCCAACGACUUCCGCACCCUCACCGUCUCCAACGCCGGCAUCGGGAACCUGAUCCUCUCUCCGCCGAGCUCAUCCAGCACCCUCUUCUACGUAAAAAACUCUCAAUGGCCCGGCAACCCCUCGGUAACUCUCUCCCUCGGCGCGAAAGGUGGUCACAUCCUAGGGGUGCUAAAACUCGGCGUCUUCUCUGAGAACACCGUCGGUCUCGGGAAUCCCAACCGGGAUAACAUCGACUACGAGAGUCUGCGACGAGUCAGCAACUGGACGCAUGGCACUUACGAGUUUGAGUUUGGGAGGAUGGGGGAUAGGAGGAGGUUCACGUGGCAGCGGACGAGACAGCCGUUAUUUGCGGAUCAGCCGGAUAUGGAGUUGAGGGAGAAUGCGGAGAGUGGUGCGGAUGGGCAGGUGCUGGCGGUUUACAAAGGGUGCCAGGGGCUGUGGUCGACCAAGAGAGGAACAUUUUAUGUGAGGAGGGGAUUGGAUAGGCAGGCGGGCGUGGAGAAAAAGUUGGAGGAUUGGAGUAACUGGGAGUUGAUGGUAUUGUUGACUGGAUGCGGGAUCAUUGAGGGGUCCAGGAGGAGGGCAAGGGCGAGGAGAAGUGGCGGUGGAGGUGGUUGAGCAACUUGCUUGGGAGACAGGAGGAAAUGAGAUCCUAGAUUCAAGAGAGAUUCUAUUCCUGACUUAUAGUAUAGGGACGGAUAGUAGUUAUAUCCAAUCAAUAAAGAGUGUUCCUAGUACCUAGACUGUUUAAGAAUAGGUCAAACUCUUGAUUUAUG
Molecule: messenger RNA, 996 nt
Organism: Hyaloscypha bicolor E
Lineage: Eukaryota; Fungi; Ascomycota; Leotiomycetes; Helotiales; Hyaloscyphaceae
Exons: 1
Coding region: 116-838 (240 amino acids)
Source: RefSeq, a predicted model, not a curated record